UUGACCAAAAUUUCAGGCCCCAGAAGGAAAAGCAACUCACAAACAUUAGUUCUUUUGAUAAAGCAUUACUUUUGUUUUGUAAAUAAUGAGACAUAUUUUGCAUAUUGAACCACACCCUGAGAAGCCAGGAGGUAUGGUUCCUCAGAUUCAUUAAAAUGUAAAAGUUCUCUAAGGCCUGGUUAACAUUUGAUAUUAUUAUUUAAAUUCAUUGCCCUUUAGACUGAGACCAGUUAUUAAGAGGUUUCUAUUAGAAUAUUAAAUACUGGGCAAGAAACUGCUUUUGCUAAAUCAACAUGAGAUCAAAUUGUAUUAACGGUAUUAUUCCAAAUGUCAUGGACUCUUAACACUUCUUUACGCACAGGUCCAGUCACAGAAAAGGAAGAACCUCAAUUAAGUCGUUGUGACAGAUUGCGGUCUGAAAAGCAUAACUUUCUUAGAGGAUUCUCCAUAGAUCAAGGACAGCGACUGCGACGAAGAUGGACAUAUGAAAAUGAUGCAUCAGUAUUUAAAGGAACUGUACGUCAAUAUAAGCUGUCAAUCAAACAGAAGUAUGAGAGCGAGUGGAUCUCAUUAUCUGGCGGGCGAAAGUCAUUGUCUGCCCUGUAUAAUCAACCGGUGAUCAUUCAGGAAAAAGAAAAUGGCCGAUUUGAGAACAUCAGUUUGAACGAUCUGUUAAUCACAUGUACAAAAACUGUCAUUCUCCGAGGCGACUCUGGCAGCGGCAAAUCCUUCAUAGCACAGAAGAUCAUGUUUGACUGGGCAUCUGAACAUCUUUUUGAUAGUCAUUUUUAUCUAGUUUUUUAUCUGAGAUGUGAAGAACUGGUGUGUAUUUCUGAGGAGAUUAACUUGAUUGAGCUCUUGAGCUGCGGUUGUAGUUUAACAUCAGAUGAGAUCUCACGGAUACUACAGCAGUCACCAGAGAACGUGCUCUUCAUCAUUGAUGGAUUUGAGGAACUGAGACUCACACAGGACAUUUACGACAUGUCAACAAACAUUGAUCCACUUGAGAAAGCUUUACCUGGGGUUAUUCUAUGUGGCCUUAUAAGGGGAUUCCUCAUCCCUGAUUCCAAGCUGCUGGUCACCACCAGAACUAAGAACACAGUGAACAAGCUGCUGAAAGGACAACCAUGUCUCACUGAAAUCAUGGGUUUCUCUGAGAGAGGGGUGGAGAUAUCUUUACAGGAGAUAUUCAGCCCAGAGUAUGACUGUAUGAGAGCAAAUAAAGCCGGUCUAGAUGUAACAAAAGAACCGAAAACCACUACCUCCAUCUAUGGUGACUUUGUGUCCACUCUACUAAAGCAUCACUUCCAGGGUCAGCCUCCGUCUAUCCUUAACCUGCCGAUAAUUGGUCAGCUGGGAGAGAUAGGGAUGCUGAAACAUUCUCAGAGUCAGUCUGUCCCAACCUUGCUAAGGAGUCUGGGUCAGCUGGCAGAAAGGGGGAUGCUGGAACAGCAAGUGCUGUUUGAUGAGAAAAGUGUGAAUAAAAUCAUUUCAGACCCUGCUGACAAACUAUUUUUGUACAGGUUGCUCUCUAAGAGAAGAAUCCGUCAGGAGACGAUGUUCAGUUUCAUGCAUCACAGCUUUCAGGAAUUAUUCACUGCUCUGUACUAUGUCCUCCUGAAUGAAGAAAAGUCUCAGAUGAAAGUGAAGGAGCUGCUCAACACUGUAGAGAGAGGAUGGGCUUUGUCCUGUUGGACCGAUAGACACUUUUCAAUGGCAGAUGUAGGGAUAACACGUGCAAAGCUGUUGCAGCCUGUGAUUCUGUUCCUCUGUAGUCUCUGUAAGAAAAAAUUGCUCCCAUCGUUCCCUGAAUUGGUCAACAUGGCUGUCUCUGACAACAUAGAAACCCAACUUAAGGAAUGGAUCAAUCAGUAUUCACAGAGAUAUCAAAGUGAACACAUACUGUUCAUUUUCCAUUGCCUCUAUGAGCUUCAUGAGAAGACAUUCACUAGAAAGGUCUUGGAUGCUUUGGUUUUGAUAGAUAUGUCUAAUAUGCCACUGAAAACGAUAGACUGUUGGGUGUUGAAGUACUGCUUACAGUGCUGUGAACACAUCAGAAACCUGAAACUUCAUGUAACACCUGAUAAUCUGAAGAUGCUCCAACCUGUACUGUACCUCUGUAAAGAGCUGUGGUUGACCAUGGAGGACAUUUCAGAUAAUGUUGUUGGUUUGCUCUCAGCUGCUGCUGAAGGAAAGACUUUGAACAAGCUCAAUAUAAAGAAGCUUGACAACUAUGGAAACCGAGUUGGAUACCUCUCAGGAAUCUCUGUGUCUGUCAGAGAUGGAGACAUCACGUUGUCUAUUGGCACACCAGUCACAGAACUAACUGUAACCUCUCCUCGCUCAUUUAUUGCCAUCGUCAACUGGAUGAAAUCACAAAAUUUUCGUUCUGAUAAACAUACAGUGAAACUGUUGCCGUUCCUUAAAUCAUUUCCUGAUGUGAAGAAAGUCUGUCUGCAAAAAUCAGUUCUGACUUCAUCGCUUGCCAUUGAAAUCCUGUCCUUCAUUCAGGCCUGUCCCAGUUUGACUGAACUCAGUAUAAAUGACAGCGGAUGGAUAAUGUGGGAGCGCACUCAGUUCAUGGAGACACUGGAGAAGAUGGGUUGGUCUCUGACUGUCUGGGGGACAUUAGUGCUGAUCAAGCCAUGCGUGGAGAGAUGUACAGAAGAGAAGCUGAAGACAAAGCUGGAAAAGAAGACAGUGCCACUGGAAGAGAGUUCACAUUCUGUGUCUUGCUCAUCAUUAAAAGAUGAAUCAUCAUCAUCAGUACCCUCACAAAUUUGGACCAUUUCAAGAAGAACUGCAGUGCAAAUUAGCACAGGGUUGCAGUCUACUAAGAAUUCCUCAGAAGAUGCAGAAGCGUUCGCGCCAGAAUUGAGCGGCGAUAAAGACAAACUCAAGAAUACAUACAGGUUCAUGUGUGAACAUGCUGGUCAGUUUCGGUGCAGUCUGACCGGUCUUGUGUUUGUGAUGGAGGGUGAAGGAGAGGUGCUGUAUAGUGUGGACUCAUGGGAUCCUUGUCUGUUAUAUUGUUUGGGUCACAUGCGGCCUGCAGGACCUUUGUAUAACAUUGACUGUUCUGCAAAAUCAGUCUCACAACUACACCUUCCUCACUGUGUGAUAUUUUCUGAGGAAAAUAAGGAGGGUUUGGCUGUAGCUCAUUUCACUGGUGGUAAUGUAGAAAUAAUACCACCGCUUAAAGUGACAGAAACUCAUGCGAUCAUUGACAUUGAAGACCUUAGUCGUUUUGGACUGAUGUGGAUCAAAACAAAAUUUGGCUUUCCCAUUGAUGGCCAGGUUUUGCUCUUUCUUCGACCAGUAACUAUCGAACAGAAACAGAAAAUACUUAACGUCCACUUGCUUCCAGGGAAUGUUCCAGUAUCAGAGGUAUUGCCUUUCAAAUGUAUUGUUCCUUUUGUUUAUUUUCUAAACAACAAACUGAGUAUAUUUGAAUGUAUGUAUUAUUUCUUUUGUAUAGUCACUUUUUUUUUAUUUGGUUCCCUCCACAAGGUCCAGCAUUUGCACCACAAUAAAUCAUACAUAGAGACAAGUUCAAAAUGCAGUCUGUUUACUGACAAAGAAUACAGUCUGUGUUGUCAGCCAGAGGACUGUGAAGUGCAACCUAUGAGUGAGAUUUUUCAUCUUGAUAAUUUUGGCCCAAAUUAUCAUCCCACUUUUGAAGUGUUUCUGGAUGUAAAUAUUAGGGAGGUCAGACUGGGUGUUUUGGACAAAACUGAAAAUGGGAAAGUAUGGCACAGACGGCUAAUGCUUCCUACAGCACAGAGUAAAGGUGUAGAACCUCCUGCGCACAAAAUGAUCCCAGAAACUGAAUUUGUGAACACACAUGGAGAUAAACUCAUUCAGAGAGUUUCUUCGGCGAUGCCGAUUGCUGACAGUUUGAAGAGCAAAAACAUAAUUACUCCCGAAAUGUGGGACAAUAUUGAUGAUGCAGGAACAUCACAGCAGAAAAUGAGAUGCUUGUUGAAGGCUCUCGAAUCUGGAGGAGAUAGUGCAAAAAUAGAAUUUUGCAAACUGCUGAUGGAGAAUGAAUUUGCUCUAGUAAAUGAACUAGCACCUCAUUUAUAACAUGUGCAUAUGCAUGGAUUUGAUCUUAAAGUAAAAUUCACACUCAGAACUUGUUGUUGGUAGCGAGAGAUCCAGAUGUUUCUGUUUUCCAAAUUUAGAUUAAUUAACACCUGCUCAUGUUCACAAAGCAUGAUUUGUGAUGAGCAAAAACAU
Molecule: messenger RNA, 4239 nt
Organism: Puntigrus tetrazona (Sumatra barb)
Lineage: Eukaryota; Metazoa; Chordata; Actinopteri; Cypriniformes; Cyprinidae
Gene: nlrb5
Product: NOD-like receptor family B, member 5
Exons: 18
Coding region: 328-4086 (1252 amino acids)
Biological process (GO): regulation of apoptotic process
Cellular component (GO): cytoplasm
Source: RefSeq, a predicted model, not a curated record